GUAAGGUUAAAGAUGGAAAGAGAACAAUAAUAAAGUGCUUACUAUUACUAUUUUCUACUUUUUUAGAUAUUAUUUGCGUGAGGAAAAGCAACUGUUGGUCUUUUCAGUUUUCAGUAGUACAGUUAUUAUACCAGCAAGGUCAAAGAUUUAAAAUGUUUCGUAAAAAACCAGACACGAAGGAAGUUGUAAGACAACAAAAAAGGGAAUUAAAUAAGACAAAUCGAGAUCUUCAAAGAGAUACGAGACAGUUAGAAAAGCAAGAAAAAGCACUGGAAAUAGAAAUAAAAAAAAUGGCGAAAGCUGGUCAAAGACAAGCUGCCACACAGUUAGCAAAACAGCUAAUUGCAGUUCGUAAACAAAAGGCUCGUGUGUUAUCAACUAGUACUAAAGUAACGGGUGUAGGGCAUCAAAUGACAACAAUGCAAGCCAAUGCCAAGAUGGCUGAAUCAAUGGGAACAGCAACUAAAGCAAUGGGAGUCAUGAAUAAACAAAUGGAUGUUCAGAAAUUGUCAAAAACAUUACAAGAAUUUGAGAAAGAAUCAACAAAAAUGAAUAUGGCUGAGGAAAUGAUGGAUGACUCCUUGGACGAUUUAUUAGGAGAGUCUGGUGAUGAAGAAGAACAAGAUGCUGUUGUUAAUCAAGUUUUAGAUGAAAUUGGCAUUGAAAUAACAGGAAAGCUAGCAGCUGCACCAUCAGCACAAUCAAGUCUACCACAAGCUUCAAAAUCUAAGGGAAUGUCAGAAGAAGAUAAAGAGAUUGAGGACAUGUUAUCUAAACUAACAGCCAGUUGAAUAUUUAUUGUACCUUUUUUUAUGUAACAUAGUUUAAAGUUUAUAUUUCUUUAUAGUGGUAAAUCUAAAACCUUUGGUCCAUUAGUGAAAUAAAAAUACUUCAAUUGAAAUAAUUUUGCAGCUAUAGAUGAGUUGCGAACCAUAUAAGUCAACUUGGCUAUUUACGCUAAUUUCCAGAAUUUUAGAAUAUUAGAUUUAAAAUUUGUUGGAAUUAUUUUUUUCUCAACUGUUAUUUUCUUUGUUUGAAAGCAGACUUUACCAAUUUUUGUGUCAGUGUUUUUUUAAUUAAUAUUUUUGAUUGUUGCAGUCUGUUGUUUAUAUUUAUUGCAUGUGCAUGUUGAUGUUCUUCCCAACUUAUGUAUAAAACUACAGUAUGUACUCCACAACAAAAGCUUAAUGCCAUUAUAUAUGCCAUUAUUAUGUCAUUUUACUAAAAAAAUAAUUUAUAACAUGGUUUUAAUCGCUUUGUGAGAAAUUCAGUACUGGAAUCUCCUAAAUUUAUGAAGUCCUUAACUUUUCAAUAAAAAUGAAAUGAAUAAUGUGUUUCACAAAUCUGUCAAUUUUUUAAUUUAUAAGCAUACACGUAUGUAAAACGUAUCAAUAUGCAGAGAAAAGUAGUAUUAUAUACAUGCCUUUUUAUUAAGGAAAGUUGUAAAGGGGCUUGUGUAUAUUGCUAAACUUUUUAACAAUUUCACAGUUUCAUCAUUUGGAUUUUCUUAAAUUUUUUAUUAAGAUGGAGUUGACUGGAACAAAAAAAGAAAGCAUUCUAAAUUAUAGAUUAAAGGUAGGUUAACUACUGACAACUGGUGCUCCUUAAUUUUUAUUGUAAUUUAAAAUUGUUCUCAAAUUCAAUUUUUCUGACAAGUGUUGCAAUAAAUACUUCUGGAAAAUGAUUUUUUUUUAGUUAAUAUACUAAUUUUUGUGUUAUUUGCAGAUUAUGGACAAACCUGCUCAAUAUAGUCAAAUUAUAUUCCAGCAAAAUGUCUUUAGCAAAAAAUAAUAUUUACAAAAAACCUAAGACAUUUCAAUAACUUGUCAAAUUUCAUUUAUCACCAAAAUUAUGACAAAAGAUAUGUUUAUUUGCAUUAAGAAAAUGCUUUUUUAAAAAAUUAUUUACAUACCAUUUUUACAGCAUUCAUGAAAAUGAUUACCUGCUUUUUUCGAAAUUAUCUAUGUUUUUUUAUUCUUUUUAUCACUUUUCACAAUGCAAUUGUCUUCACAUUUAUAUUAAUCUAUAUAAACAAUUUUUUUUUAAAAAAAAGAAAAAUAACUGGAAAUUUGAUAAUACUUAAUAUUAUGGUUUGAAUUUUUUGCACAAUUUGCAAAUGUAAAUAUUGUAUGAGAAUCAAUCUAUUGAGGAAAUGUUAAAAUUCUGAA
Hydractinia symbiolongicarpus is the source of this 2168-nucleotide messenger RNA. Its product is annotated as charged multivesicular body protein 2b-like. The record is from RefSeq and is a predicted model, not a curated record. Gene Ontology annotation, cellular component: multivesicular body; ESCRT III complex. Bases 153 to 791 code for a protein of 212 amino acids. The transcript has a single exon. Gene Ontology annotation, biological process: endosome transport via multivesicular body sorting pathway; protein transport; late endosome to vacuole transport. NCBI's taxonomy places the organism in Eukaryota, Metazoa, Cnidaria, Hydrozoa, Anthoathecata, Hydractiniidae.